Messenger RNA from Zea mays, 547 nucleotides. RefSeq lists its product as uncharacterized. The record is from RefSeq and is marked validated. Bases 137 to 310 code for a protein of 57 amino acids. The transcript has a single exon. NCBI's taxonomy places the organism in Eukaryota, Viridiplantae, Streptophyta, Magnoliopsida, Poales, Poaceae.
CCCCACCUCCAUCCAGCUCGAGCCAGCCCGUCGCCUGCGCGCAUCUCUCUACACUUCUACUGCUUCAUACUCUCGUAGAGAGAUCCCGCGCGGCCCAAUAAAAACCCGACUCGCUAGCUACACUACACACUCGCAGAUGGCCGGCCUCAGGAUGAAGUUCGUCGCCGUCGCCGCCAUGGCCGCCGCGCUCGUGGCGUCCGCCGCAGCCGCCGAGGCCCCCGCCCCGGCCCCCGCCUCCGACGCCGCGGCCGCCGUGCCCCUCGCCGCGGCCUCCCUCGCCGCCGCCGCCUUCGGCUACCUCUUCUGCUAGAUCCGCGCUGGACGCGUGGUUUCUGCUUGAUUUGUGAUUCGUCUGGCGCGAGUGGAGUCCGUGUCGUGCGCGUGUCUGUGUGAGUUGUUUCGGCGGGCGUGUGUCUGUAUGUAUGGAGUCGGUGGCGGAGGAGGAGGUGUGCGCGUGGUGGUACGUGCGUCGACGCUCCAUUGUUUGUGGCGGCGAUCAUGUGCCUGCCCCGUUUUCUGGUUAUCAAUGAGAUGAUUUAUUUGAUUC